Folsomia candida is the source of this 3397-nucleotide messenger RNA. RefSeq lists its product as uncharacterized. The record is from RefSeq and is a predicted model, not a curated record. The coding region runs from base 430 to 3120 and encodes 896 amino acids. The transcript is spliced from 7 exons. Lineage: Eukaryota; Metazoa; Arthropoda; Collembola; Entomobryomorpha; Isotomidae.
AGAACAUUUCAAAAUUAAGCCCCUACUAACUCGUCAAAUAUUUUAUUACCUAUAAUAAUAGCAAGUUCUGAUAACAAGCCGGAUUCAUCGAUCGGACACUCGUGAAAUGUUGUGGGUGACUCGAAACGAGUAGGGAUUGAUAAAUACAUGCAUCCGGACUCGGUUUAUAUUCUCACAUAAGAGACUUAUCCCACGUACAACAUGCACACUUGACGUAAGCGUUACCAAGGUACACUUUAAGCCUAGCAAUCAUGAUAAUCUUUUCGAAAAUUUUGCAAGGAAUUGCGAGUUUUUUUGUGGAAGACAGUAUUUGCUAGUACAGAUUUUUGUGGAAAGGUAUUUAUGUAGGUCCUGUGGCUAAGAUGCACAAAAGCUUAUGAUUUUUGGCUGCGUCAAUGUAAUUCUUACUACAACAGGAUAAAAUACAAUAUGGAGACGCCUAGUAUGGAGAUCGUGGCGGAGGACGAAGGUGAAGAGGAUGUGACCAUUGAUGGUGAAGGCGACGAAGAUCAUGUAGAAUUACUGCUGGAAGCGGACGAAGAGGAGGAGGAGGAAGAAUUAGAAUAUCCAGACGACGAGGAGGAGUUGAUUACAGCAGAGGAGGAUAUAGCAGAGGAAAUUGAAGAUCAAGAAGAGGACGAGGUUUCAGUAAAAGAUGAGGAACAAGAGAUUGAGACUGUCGAAGAAGAAGAACCACGCCCCCAUCCUCGAAGGAAACCCAGCCAACAAACUGACAACAAUGACGAUCAGGAUGUAGACUUGGAUGCUGAUCACGACAAUGACCUCGACUAUUUCGACUAUGAUGACGACCUCUUGGAUGACACGGAUUACGAUCGGGACAAUGCUCUGGGGGAUGAACAGUUGGACCGAGGAGAGGAGGAGGAAGAUGAGGGUGACUUGGUAGACGAAGAAGAAGACUCUGAGGGAGAGAGCGAGGAGGAGGGUGACGACGAGGAGGAGGAGGAUGAAGACGAAGAGGACGAAGACCUUGGGACAACCCCAAUUGAAGAGCCCUUGGACGAAGCCACUCUGGAAUUGCGAGCUCGAGAGUUGAGCAUUGACACGUUUGACAAAGAAGAGUACAUUCUCGUCUAUCUCGAACUCAUGAGACGCGUCCGUGUCCUGGCCAAGCACAAUCUCUACAUUGGCGAUUACUUGACCCGACUUUGUCUCAGAAAAAAACUAAUCAAGGAGGCUGCCGGUGGAGAUAACAACUAUGGUCGCUCGACCGGCAAAGCAAGGUCCAAGAGUCACCAUCAUCACCGUCACACCCACCACCACCACCAUCAUCAUCACCACCAUAGGGACGGGGAGGUCAACCUAAUGUUAACCAAGAAGGCUCGGACUCCGUACGAGUUGUUCAGAGACACGAGACCCCCUCCGGACCUGAAGCGUGGACCUGAUCGUGGGAUGUUGAAGAGAGCUCGUCAAUUGGAGCGCCCCCAUCCCAGGGCACCUUCUUUUUUGCGUAAAGUGGAGCUCAAAGUAGUCAACAUUCACGGCGCCCUGUUUCAAAGGGUAUUGAGGAGCAAAACAAGGAACUGGAAAGAGGAUGUCGAGGUGGGGGUUGACGGAGAGGAGGUCAUCAGGGUUGUUCGGAAGGGGAGGGAAAUUACAAUGGGUCAUCCGGAUGUUCCUGUUGCGAGUAGGAGAGUCCUUCUGCCUUUAGUCGUAAAGGGAAGGGAUCAGCAGAAACAGAUUAAGCCCAAACGGAAACCCAGAGUACCCAUCUCCUCUAGAAAACUACAAAAAUUCGAUCCUCAUUAUCAGUUUGGACCACCACGAGCCACUCUCCGUGGGGGUGGUGUAGGACGUGGCACUAGCAGCAGAAGGAGUGUGGCUGGCCAGGGUCGACUUGCAACCUCAUCAGCCUCCCAUAUUCUGGCAAAAGUUGACAAGAAACCCUCUGUCCUCUGCAACGGACAAGUCAAGGCAACCAAACGCUUCGCUCGAUUUCGUAAACCACGCUGGUUUGACGACUCCACGAUGCCUGGUGGAAGGGUUCCCCGUCGGGUGAGUGCACGCUCCCUCCUCGCCAGUCAGCAACAGGGGUCCGCCAGCUGGGAAGCCCUCCUUAACCUGGAGAACAAGCGGAGCAAGAAGGCGAGGGAGGCGGCGAAACCGUCCCAACCCCCACUCCCACCAGCCCAACAGGCGGCAGAAGACUGGGCUCAGGUAACUGCUCGACUCUUCACGCUCUUGGAACGGAAGUCCGAAGCAGAGCGCGCCCACCAAAUGUCGCUCAAACUGAAGCUCACCACUUGGAGGGAGAUGGAGCGAAGGAAUGGGGAGGCGUUGGCGGAACUAUUUCAAGGGUUUAGAGACUUUGUCCUCACCCAGCCCAAUUUCUCAGCGGGGGAGAUGCGAGGCUUUAGGAGGGAUGUGGGUGGGUUUGGUGACCAGCUUCACACCGCCCAUGUCUCGCUCAUGAUCCAGCUCAUGCGUCACUACAGGGCUAAGCUCAACCUCGCUCUCCUUCAGAGGGUUUUGAAGGGAAAGACGAACCAGGGGCUGGCCAGGCUUGGUUACAGCAUUGCUGACUAUGAGCCCAGACUGGGGGAAAACCGUCAACUGUACCAGACACUCCAAAGGAAGGAAAGGGAGGUGGAGGAACAGGGUGACAAGUUGGGGGGUCGGAUGAAGAGUGCGGAACGGGGACGGCGACUGUUAUUGAGGAAGUCGGCCGCCGAGGCGGAGCGAGCAAAGGGGAUGAAGGCGCUAGAGGAUGAAGUUGGUCGUGGGGCUGUGGCGGCCAGGUCGGCCAUGUGGCGCUACACCAACCUGCUCAACAAGAACAAGUUCUUCCUGCUGGGGGCUAAUGUGGUAGAGAAGACACACCUUCUCCAAGAUUUCACUACGCGGAAGAGGGCCAUGCAACACUUUGAACUCGAAGUACACAAAAAGGACCUAGCUCGUGACGUGUACCAAAGGGAGAGAGAACUCACGGCCAUUCAGGUCAGGUCUAAAAAUGUUGGGCGAGAUUUGCAAGCGUUUCGACGAGAGAAGACGGCUGCAAAGAGGGCCCAGGCGCUAUCACAGCACUUGGAAUGGGUAGAUGGGAAUUUGGAGAAGGCGGCGCAAAAAGCAACCGCCCGCUGUGUACUCAAACCAAGUGGAUAGUCCGGCGAGAUCAAGAUCAAUUUCAAAAGCAAUUUCUUUUACAACAAACCCACAAAUUUAUUCAUACUCAUCUGCCUCUUCCACAUAUACUUUCGUCGUAUGUAUCGUGACACUGGUGACAAUUGUUAAUUCUACACAUGUGAUUUGAUCUCUCUAUGUAGUAACACAUUUUAUAAAUUUCGGGGACAUUUUUACAUUAUAAGAACAUAACGAACAAGCAAAGAAGGACUACGAAAUAGUGAUAUACAUAAUUUGUUAUAAUUUAGAAGAAAACAUA